This is a messenger RNA of Etheostoma spectabile (orangethroat darter), 2321 nucleotides long. It is a transcript of the gene znf622, whose product is annotated as zinc finger protein 622. The record is from RefSeq and is a predicted model, not a curated record. NCBI's taxonomy places the organism in Eukaryota, Metazoa, Chordata, Actinopteri, Perciformes, Percidae. Gene Ontology annotation, cellular component: preribosome, large subunit precursor. Gene Ontology annotation, molecular function: zinc ion binding; nucleic acid binding. Gene Ontology annotation, biological process: ribosomal large subunit biogenesis.
GAAGAUCAGAGUUCACCCGGAAGUUACCCUCGUGUUGUGGUGUAAGGGAGACAGCAGCACUCAGACACAGAAAAGAGAUUAAAAAUAUACCUUUUCCCCAAAGGAGACAGUUUACUGAAUAAGUUGCCAUGGCGUCCUACACCUGCAUCAGCUGCAGAGUGGCCUUCACAGACGGCGAGGUGCAGCGGGCGCACUACAAAACCGACUGGCACCGCUACAACCUGAAGCGCAAGGUCGCCGACAUGCCGCCGGUCACCGCCGAGAACUUCCAGGAGCGAGUCCUGGCGCAGCGGACGGCCGCCGAGCAGCAGCUGAGCGACACGGCGGCCGCCGAGGGCUGCGCCGUCUGCAGCAAGAAGUUCUCCAGCGCCAACGCCCACCAGAACCACCUGCAGUCGCACAAACACCAGCAGGCCGAACAGGCCCUGCUGGCCGCCCAGAGGAAGGUGGAGAUGAUGAACGAGAAGAAUCUGGAGAAGGGACUCGGGGACGAGAAGGUGGACCACGACGCCAGGAACGAGGCCCUGCAGCAGGCCCUGAAGGAGCAGCAGAGGCCGAGCGCGGCGAGGCAAGGCUCGGCGGAAGGAGGGACGACGAGGAAGAGGGCGGAGAAGCUGGAGAAACCUCCCAGGCUGAUGUGGCUGGAGGAGCAAGCCAAGAGGCGAGAGGGGGAAGACGGAGCCACAGCUGUGGAAGGAGAGUGGGAGGACGUUGAGGAAGAGGAGGAAGAUGGGAUGGAGGAGGAGGAGGAGGAAGAGGAAGAUGAAGAGGAGACGAUGGAUCAAGAGGAGGGAGACUCGGCCUCUGCGUCUGACCCCCGACCCCCUGCUCUGCCGGGCUCCAUCCCCGUCACCGACUGCCUGUUCUGCUCCCGCCACUCCAGGUCUCUCAUGAAGAACAUCGGCCACAUGACCAAAGCCCACAGCUUCUUCAUCCCCGACGUGGAGUUCGUCGACCUCAAGGGCCUCCUACGAUACCUCGGAGAGAAGGUCGGUGCUGGAAACGUGUGUUUAUGGUGUAACGAGAAAGGCCGCUCGUUCUACUCGACAGAAGCCGUACAGAGUCACAUGACGGACAAAAGCCAUUGUAAACUCUUCACAGACGGCGACGCUGCCCUGGAGUUUGCGGACUUCUACGACUUCAGGAGCAGCUACCCAGACAGGAAGGAGGGAGAAGAUGCUGAAAUGGCCGAAGAGGAGCUGCCUGAUGACAAAAACCUGGAGUACGACGACGACACGCUGGAGCUGACUCUACCUUCAGGUGCUACGAUCGGCCACCGCUCCCUCAUGAGGUACUACAAGCAGCGGUUUGGCGCCCAGAGAGCGGUCGUGCUCACCCACAAUAAGAACGCUGUGGGCCGGGUCCUGCGGCAGUACAAAGCUCUGGGCUGGGGGGGCGACGCAGGUAAGAAUGCUCCCUCUACCAAACAGAAGGACAUGCAGUACGUGCAGCUGUUGAAGUCAAAAUGGAUGCUAAACUCGGCAUGAGAAAACAACUCCACCAAGCAGAAACACUUCAGAGCCCAAGUGAUGUUCUAAACUGGGACCGAGGGAAAUGAAAGUCACCAAAGGAGACGUGGACUUUCAAAUUUAACAUCGUUGCUACGAGACUUUCAGGACAGAUGCGAGAAUGGCGGCACAGCGGCAGAGAGAAAAAUCAAAGCUCACGAUCACGCCAGUAGUGCUAUUGUAUUGCAGCCGUGUCGAUAUGAAGUUUAAAAACUACAACAAAAACGUUGAUGUGGAGAAACCUUGACCUACUUCUUGGGAUUCUCACAUGAACGUCCAGCUCUCUGUUUCCGCUGCAUCGCUGUGUGGAAAGUGUAGGUCGUCAAAAAUCAGCUUGAGAAAACCAUCUUCUUAUCUUCAACCGCUUUUGGGGGAGAUCAAAAGUAUGAAUGACAUCUAUAAAGAGCGUAAAAAUCAAGUAAAAGCUAAAUUAGAUCACUAUAUUAAAUUGGUGGUUUUACUACUUUUAUUUUGUAGGACUGUCCUCGAUUAAAGAAAUUUAUUCGACUAACGUUCAUACCUUUAUGACGAUUACUCAAAUAGUUGCUUUAAUCAACAGAUCUUUAAAAAUGAGCAUUUCUGGGAAAUAAUGCCUUCAUAACGCAUGAAAACAGCAUAAAACAUUACUAAUCAGCUAAAGAAACCUUAGCCAACUAAGACCACAACAGCUGAUUAGUCGACUAAGAAGGAGCAGCUCUACUUUUUCGUCAUUCAUUACAUAACACACACUUUAACGACCAGAUUACAAAUGUAUGAUUCAAUGUGCUCGUAAAACAUCCAACCAAAUAAAUGUGUUUUCAUAUUUAUUGGAAA